Trichomonas vaginalis G3 is the source of this 606-nucleotide messenger RNA. RefSeq names its product DNA/RNA polymerases family. The annotation marks the transcript as partial. The record is from RefSeq and is a predicted model, not a curated record. Lineage: Eukaryota; Parabasalia; Trichomonadida; Trichomonadidae. The transcript has a single exon.
AUGAGGUUGCAAGAACUUCAAGAUGCUAUAAACAAACUUCCAUUGAGACAUCCAAUUGACGUCAAAUUGUAUUGGAGAGCAUCUGAGUUAGGUCAGAAGGUUUUAUAUGAAACAGGUUGCUUCGACGAUGUUUAUGAGAUAACAGGAGAAGUUUCUCAGAAGAUAAGAGACUCACUUGAAUUUCCACAAACUGGACCGAUUGGAUGCGACAAGUUCGACUCAGACGAAAAGAUAUACUAUGUCGACCUUAACGCUGCGUACAUGAGGUUCGUCCAAUAUAUUCCAACUGGAAUUCCAAACGAAGACGGUGAGUUCUCGGGAAGGAACUAUACAGUUGGAAAAGUCAUACAACAACUGUAUGAUAUUAGGAAAGCUUCAAACCCCAAACUUGCAAUGACACUCAAAUUGCUUAUGAAUUCGACAUGGGGAUAUUCCAUUAAAAAACCUCAAGAGAUGAAGAGUAAACAUUAUGAGAAGGUCGACAACUUCGUUGAAAGGUUUUCUCCUUUUGUUUUGAAGUACGAAUUCACUCAAGGUCAAAGUGGCUUAGUAACCACAUUAAAACCUAUUGUCGAACAUUGGUCUUACCCUCAGUUCGCAAAGGCA